This is a messenger RNA of Dictyostelium purpureum, 1923 nucleotides long. RefSeq lists its product as uncharacterized. The record is from RefSeq and is a predicted model, not a curated record. The transcript has 2 exons. Lineage: Eukaryota; Evosea; Eumycetozoa; Dictyosteliales; Dictyosteliaceae. Bases 1 to 1923 code for a protein of 640 amino acids.
AUGACAGAAAAUAAUAUUAAUGAAUUUAUAGAUAUUAAAAAUUUCGAAAAUGAUAUUUCAAAUAUAUUAACACAAUCAACAUUUUCUAAAAAGAAAUCAUUAGAUCGUUUAAAUCAAAAUUUAGAAUCUAUUAGACAAGAUAAUGAUAAACUAUUGGCAUUAAAUAACUGUAUAUUUUCAAAUGAUUAUAAAAUAUACAAUAUACUUGUUAAUUUAUUAAAUGAUAGUUUAGAAAAAUCAAAAACAAUAUCAUUAAACUAUUUAUUGGAAGUUAAAAUACCAGAUGAAUUAAUCAAUAAUUUAAUAUUUCAAUUAGAUACAAAUAUUAAAAAUGAAGAUGUAGAAGAAAUUAAUUUUUUAAUUACAAAGUUAUUAAAUUCAAUUGUAAAUAAUUCAAAUGAAAAUAUAGUUUCGAUGAACUGUGACAAGUUAUGCAAAAUUAUUAAACAAACACUAAACCAUAGCUCACCAGAUCAAAAAGAAAUUACAGCAAAGUUAAUUCAAGUAUUGGCAGAUAAAGUACCAAAUCGUAUAAUAUACUUUUCAUCAGAAUUAAUUGUGCCAUUAAUUUCAAAUAUGAGCAACCGACAACAAAGAGUUAGAUUAGAAUCAUUAAAUGCACUAACAUCACUUGCACUAAGCGGAUCAGUUAAAAUCAUCGAUACUUUAGAGCAACAUUUAUUGGUACUAGCCAAUGACAACUCACCUACAGUUAGAGCUGCACUUUGUGUCUCUAUUGAAAAAUGGUCCACUAGAAUCCCAACUUCAAUUCAAUACUAUGAGUUUUUACUACCAAUUUUAAUUGGCUUGUCAGUUUCUGAUAUUAUAGUAGUUCGUAAUUCUGCAAUAGAUUCUUUAAACUCGAUCUCUGCAUUCUAUCAAGCAGAAAGAUCCUUUGGCAACAUUGACGAAAAUACAAUCAAAUGCUUUGGUUCAUUGGAUAAGCAGAUUCAAGAAAACAAAGAAUCAGUAUAUCCAAAUAUUCGUUACUAUAUUACAAACUCUGCAGGAAAUGGGGAAAAUAGUGAAUCUAAACAAAUAACAGUUGAAUCAAAGAAACUAAUUUUCCAAUUUUCUCAAGCCAUCAUGAAAAGAUACUACAGGGAUUUCCACAACCAAGAGUUGGAUCAAAAUAUUAGAGAUUUCAAGAUUAAUUUCCUUUUAGCAUUUAUUGCUUAUCUUGGUGGACCACCAACCACCCGUUUCAUAGAGGCCAUAAUCGAAAUUAUUACAGUUAGAUUCAGCGACCAUUUCGACCAAAUAACGAAAAAGGUAAAUGAAAUAAUAUACAUUUUAGGUUUGAUCAAUAUUGAUGAAAAAACCUUUGUCAAUAGAAUUAUUGAUAGAAUUAAAACUCAAAUUACAGCUCAAGAAUCAGAUACCAUUGAUAUUCAACUGCUCCAAAUCUGUAUAUUAGUAUUGAAAAAAUUCUAUUCGUCCCACUUAAUCAAUGGUCAAAUCAACAACAUCCUAAAUAUCAGCACUUUGCCAUCACCAAGUCCAUUCACUUUAUUAAUAGAUCAAAUGAAGCAAAUCAUUUUUAAAAAUAUUUCAUUAAAUCCAUUUAUCAAAGAAUUUAUUUCAUUUUUUAAUCAAAUUUUCACUGUCAACAGCAAUAUAAUCAUAAAUAUUGAUGAUGGCAGCUUAAAUAGUUUAUGUAAAUUUUUAAUUUUAUUGGAUUUAAAUGGCAAUUGUGAUAAUACCACUCUCUUUAAUUUAAUUUCAAGCAAAUGUGGUUUUUCAGAUUAUUUACAACUUUUAGAAAAGAAUUGUGGCCAUUUAAUCAAAGAAAUUUCAAGUAAAGAUAAAAAUCAAUUACAAAAACAAAAAUCACAUCUUUUAAUUUUAAAUUAUUUAUUGGCAAAAUUACCAUCAAAUAUAAGUGAUCAAUAUGUCGAUCAAAUAAAUUUAAUAAAGAAAUAA